AUGUCUUAUACCAUCGGCAAGCUCGAUCUGGAGGAGCCCGACAGGAGAAAGAAGAUCGAGUGUAGAGGAGAUGCGGUGUUUUUCGGCUACUUGGUGGCCUUUUUAGUGCCGUUUUUGAUCGGUACGCUCGUUUUCUCAACGCCAUGGAUCAUCGUCAAAAUCGUCGGAAAAUCGGAACCGCAGGAUCAGCCGCAGAAUCUGAAGACAGGAAAAACACCAACCCCUAGCGAAACGAAGUGGUUCUGGGAUUCCUCGUUAGGCCAGCUCUUAUGCUCGUGCUGUACUGCAUGCAGCAAGAACAUGACGGAUCAACUUUCGCCGAUUGAACAUCCUCUUUUCGAAGUUCACUCACUCUCGGCGAGUUGUACGAGUAGCGGUGGAAAAUAUCAGAUUCCAGACAACUUCGAAAAGUGUCCGAAACUCUGCGACCAGUCCGAUUGGUGUUCCUUUUUUGUUCUUGAUGCGGAACAGGAAUACUGUAAGAUACUAGAAGAUUGUACCGUCAUACCGCUAAGGGACCCCUCUGCGAUUAGUAAAAAUUAG
This is a messenger RNA of Oikopleura dioica, 543 nucleotides long. The record is from the annotation of a GenBank genome assembly. Lineage: Eukaryota; Metazoa; Chordata; Appendicularia; Copelata; Oikopleuridae.